Molecule: messenger RNA, 2100 nt
Organism: Amphibalanus amphitrite
Lineage: Eukaryota; Metazoa; Arthropoda; Thecostraca; Balanomorpha; Balanidae
Product: DPH4 homolog
Exons: 2
Coding region: 902-1456 (184 amino acids)
Biological process (GO): positive regulation of ATP-dependent activity
Molecular function (GO): ferrous iron binding; ATPase activator activity
Source: RefSeq, a predicted model, not a curated record
AGGUACCGUAGGUAUUCUAUGACCGUGGGCAUGCGCUCUCUGUGGCAUGCGACGAGGUGCUAGGAUUCGAAAAGAGUUUGAGUGGUGUGUUCUAUGUGAUGAUUAUGUUAUCUGUCAGGGCCUCCUCUAACAUACCCACUGGGUGGGCAAAUGCCCACCCAGUCACCACAAUUGCCCACCCAGUGGCGUCGAUUUGCCCACCCAGAAGCAAAUGCUAAAAUAAAGGUCAGGCCGGGCGUCCGGUACCACCACUUCGGUUUCCCGAAAAAAAAACUAACGGUUUAGGGGUCCUAAGGCCAGCGGAGGGCCCUCAGAGGUCAAUGCGGGUCCUCCACAGUCAAUGCGGGCGCUUGACCGCCACUGAAGGGCCCUCAGAGGUCAGUGUAGAACCCUCAAAGACCGGCAUGGGGGCUGUUGAUAGCUGGCGUGGGAUUCUAGAGCCUUGUGACAAUCGAAUGAGGGCCAGGGCCCCAUACGCCCAUGGGGACCCAUCGGUUGUUGAGGGGGGGGAUAAAUGAUAUGAUUACCCCCUGAUUUGCCUUUGGGGGCCAUGGCCCUGAUGCCCCCCCCCCCCCGCGACCGCCGCUGGUUUGAUGCACUUUUUGUCGACAGUACUGACGCAUAGUUUACAGUCCAAACUCCAAACGUGCAUUGUCGUGAAUUGCUACCGCCUGUAUUACGAGCAGGGGCGGCUCCAGGAAAACUCGAAGGGGAGGGUCAUGAAUCGAAGUGGUGCCCCUACCGAAACCCAAAAUUAAAACAUCACAGAUUUCCGCCACUUAAAAUGGGGCACUUGGUGGUGCCCCAUUUUCAGCUUCUUUUAUUUUUUUGAUAUUUUUAAUUUUUGGUCAGUGUUUUAAACACAACCAAAUUUGCCAAUUGUAAGCAAGUAUAUAUCAAAAUGCUAUGCGUUUAUACGUUGUGGACACUGAGCGUUAUCGCCAGGAGCUCACCAGCUGAGCUCACCAGGAACGUUAUCAGAGUUAAUGGUGCUCCACGAGCUUCAUCUAUGACUGACCCGCAACAACCUGAAGACCUGUACGGCAUUCUCGGCGCUCGUUUGGACGCGGACUACGCAGAACUGAAGGCGCGUUACCAGAGCCUGGCGCGGGCCACCCACCCAGAUAAGCAGGGCGGCGGCGGCGGUGGUGGUGGGGAGCAGUUUCAGCGCGUUCAGCGCGCCUGGCGGGUCCUCAGUGACCCGGCAGCUCGUGCCGCCUACGACCGGAGCGCGACCGCAGCGCGUCUCUCUUCUGUCGCUGUAGAGGACGAGCUGCAGCUCUCCGAGCUCGACUGGCGGGAGGAUCUGGACGCCUACUGGCGGGACUGUCGCUGCGGUGACGGGUUCGUGCUGCCCCGCGAGCAGCUGACUCCCGGCGCGCUGCUCGUUCAGUGCGACUCGUGCUCGCUCACUAUCAGAGUGCUGGUGUCCCCUGAUGACAUCACAGGGCAGUAGUGGCCGCCGGCCGUCGCUGCUAGCCCCCUGGGAGCGCAGUCGACAGAAGACAAUCACUAGCUUCUUCUCGUCCGGGCGGAGCGCGGCCGGCAGUCGGACGCCCUCCGCCAGUGCCCCUGACGCGGGGGAGCUGUACCGAGCUGAGCACACCCCUGCCCGACCGACGGCGAACCGGAGUGAUGUCACAUCGCCGGCACUGUUCUCGCCAGAGGAGUCAGAGUGUGGGUCUCGCUUCGCUAGUGAUACCAGCCGGGCAGAGCAGGCCCCGCUGGCUUCCCCAGCCGCUGCUGUCGGUGACAUGGACCUCGAAGAGUGUAUAGUGGACGAUGGGGCGAACCCCAGUAGUGAUCACACUGCCUCAGUUGAUCAGUGCUCGAAUAGUGAGCGUUAUUCUGCGAAGGAUGACCGUUCCCUCCCUUCCCAGGUCUCUGUGAUCUCUUCCGCUGACGUGCAGUGCCUCUUGCGGCGGGCGGAUGAGCUAGUGCUUGGGGACCGACCGCAGGGUGACGCUAGCAUUUGUCCGUUCGGUAAUCAGGAUCGCUGUCGAAUGUUGGCAUAUAGCCGCGAUCGGCCAGCUUAUCAGAGGUGGGCUCUUGUGUGCAAUUUUAACCCAAAGUUGUGAUAAAAUAUACAUGCUAUUUUUA